AAUUGAAAACAGAUCACAUGGAUCCUGACGUCAGGUUUAAAUUACAGAUUAAAUUUUCAAAUAAACCCAAGUAUUUAUUGACUUCAUAAUUAAUCCUGUAAUGUAAAUAAUUUUAUUAAAGUUUUUAUUAAUUUAUACAAAUUAAUUAUUUAUUUAAAAACGUGUUUUUUAAUCAUAAUAACUAACCUUCAAAAUGGUGCGAUUUAAAAACAGAUAUUUUACUAUUGAAGUAAUACCUAAAGAAUCAGAUCCUAAGCCAUUGUUACUGAAGACAUCAACAUUACAAGCGGCAAUUCAAAAAGAAGUCAAAAAUAUUUAUGGAGAUCAAGGAGUAGCGAGUAUUAGAACUGGAUUUAAUGCUAAAUAUUGCAAUACACAUACGAAAAUAGCAUUAAUAAGAUGCCGGCAUGGGCCACAUAAUUAUUUAAUUAACACAAUACCCAAAAUAAUAGACAUCGGUGGUAAAACUGUGUCUAUUAAAAUAUUGUACGUCGGUGCGACGAUGAAAAAAUGUUUUUUAUUUAUCAGAAAGUACCAAACAAAAAAACUAGAAUCUAUGUGGGCAAGUUUGAAGAAUGAUAACGAGAAGAAAAAAAUGAUUGACGCCUUAAUGACGUUGACUCCAGCAAUGAAGAACUUUCAUUAAAACCAUCAAUAAAUAUUUUAAUUAUCAUAACUCAUAAACAAUAGUAAUUAUAAAUUUAUGAAUAUCUAAACACUAAUUAAAAUUAAUUACCAAUUUAUUUUUAUUGUUAAUUAUCACAGACAAAACUAAUAACCGUUGAUAAUAAAUUAAUAUAUUUUUAAAUCUCA
Molecule: messenger RNA, 813 nt
Organism: Microplitis demolitor
Lineage: Eukaryota; Metazoa; Arthropoda; Insecta; Hymenoptera; Braconidae
Gene: Pop5
Product: ribonuclease P/MRP protein subunit POP5
Exons: 4
Coding region: 194-646 (150 amino acids)
Biological process (GO): tRNA 5'-leader removal
Cellular component (GO): ribonuclease P complex
Molecular function (GO): ribonuclease P RNA binding
Source: RefSeq, a predicted model, not a curated record